Molecule: messenger RNA, 859 nt
Organism: Gallus gallus (chicken)
Lineage: Eukaryota; Metazoa; Chordata; Aves; Galliformes; Phasianidae
Gene: RPL35A
Product: ribosomal protein L35a
Exons: 5
Coding region: 147-479 (110 amino acids)
Biological process (GO): ribosomal large subunit biogenesis; cytoplasmic translation
Cellular component (GO): cytosolic large ribosomal subunit; ribosome
Molecular function (GO): structural constituent of ribosome
Source: RefSeq, marked validated
GUCCCAAUGCGUGCCUGCACGGAGUGCGCGCCGAGACCUGUCCCCGAAUCGCCGCCCGGAGCAGGAAGGGCACGCGGGAACAGAGCGAGGGACGGCAAAGGACACUGCGGUCGGGGCCUGCCGGGACUGGGCUGCAGGAGGACGCCAUGAGCGGGAGGUUGUGGUGCAAGGCCACUUUUGCUGGCUACAAACGUGGCCUCCGAAACCAGCGGGAGCACACUGCCCUGCUGAAAAUUGAAGGUGUUUAUGCUCGCCAGGAGACAGAGUUCUACUUAGGCAAGAGAUGUGCCUAUGUAUACAAAGCUAAGAACAACACCGUAACCCCCGGCGGCAAACCCAACAGGACACGGGUGAUCUGGGGGAAGGUAACCCGCGCCCAUGGGAACAGCGGCAUGGUUCGUGCCAAGUUCCGCUCCAACCUCCCUGCCAAGGCCAUUGGACACAGAAUCCGAGUGAUGCUGUAUCCAUCCAGGAUCUAAAUUUUUAUUGGAAAUAAAAUACAGAAUCUGUUCCAUUUUUGUACAUUCCUGUUUUUAAUCCCCUCCACCUGUAUUAAGAGAUGUUAUUCUACAGUGGCAUACCACAACACACAGCACAGUGGUGUAGUAGUGACUCUAAACUAGCUCCUAAGCUGGUGACUUGACCCAUACUUCUUAAAGGCAUCUCUUGAGCAGGCUACCUUUGAAAAGGUAGAUAACUGGCAGCCUUUAUCAUGACCAGUCAUUGCCUCCAGCAUAGAAUCUGAAUGGUACGUAGGGCGAAACAGUAAAUGUUUACAACCUUUGUAAACUGUGCACCCAAGUUUUCUAUAGAAAAUGAGAAAUAUUUCCUUGCCUCCUCAAUAAAGGGAGAGCUUGUA